GUCAACUGCUCGCCACACCAUUGUGCAGCCUUGUUCAGCAGGUCCUCGAUGAAUUGCUCGCUGUCGCUGUCGCUGUGCGCCGAGGCCCUGACAUGAGGUGACCGGGGGCUGAAUACGCCCAUUUGGGAACAAUGGCAGGUCGAACAAGACAAGGACGACCAGAGCGCGGGCGUCUAGUGCACAACCAUCCUCUCCUCCCUCCCCUCCCCUACGACUCUACACCUGGACGGUCUGCGACGCGAUGUCGAUGUUCAAGCGCAUGACCGACAAGCUCGGGCACCUGCAGGUCUCUUCGCCCAAGCCCGCACACUCACAUGCGAACCUAGCCACAGGCGGUACCGCCUCAGCCACCGCCCUCCCAUCCUCGCCUGCGUCUUCCUACGCAUCCACCUCCAAUACCCUCUCGACGUCCGCGUACCCGUAUGCGAACGAGUACGGCGCGUAUCAGCGCGGAAGCAUCUCGACCGAGCGCACAUCGCUGAGCGGGUACAGCAACAACAACUCGAACAUCCCGAAGCCGGUCCCCGCGGCGACCUCCAUUCCGGCCGCGAGCGCAGGUGCAGGCGCAACUGCGCAGAGGAGAGACCGGAACGAUAGGGAGGAGAGUAUGUACGUUGAGGAUGCCCUACCCGCGAGGUUUCUGGCGCUGCGACCAAAAGGCUCGUACCGCCUGGGCGACUUCAUCAUCCAGAGGACACUCGGGACAGGGAGUUUUGGUCGAGUUCACCUCGUGCGCUCGAAGCAUAACCUGCGCUUCUAUGCGGUUAAGGUGAUGCUCAAAGAGAAGAUCGUGCGGACCAAGCAGGUAUCACACACCCGCAACGAGCAACGUAUGCUUUGCGCGGUCCAGCAUCCGUUCAUCAUCAACCUAUGGGGGACGUUCCAGGACUCAACAAAUCUCUAUAUGGUCAUGGACUUCGUUCCUGGUGGGGAACUCUUCACGCUCUUAAGGAGAUCCAAUCGUUUUCCCGACCCAGUAGCCAAAUUCUAUGCCGCGGAAGUCGCUCUCGCGCUCAACUACCUGCACUCCCUCGACAUUAUCUACCGCGACCUCAAGCCGGAGAACAUCCUCCUCAACUUCGACGGCCACAUCAAAAUUGCGGACUUCGGGUUCGCGCGAUGGUGCGAGACGACCGUCUGGACGCUAUGCGGGACACCGGAUUAUCUAGCGCCAGAGAUUAUCGGCAACGCGCGCUACAACAAGUCCGUCGACUGGUACGCCCUCGGCGUACUGACGUUCGAGAUGCUCUCCGGGCUCCCGCCAUUCCACGAGCCCGACAUCAGCCCCGUCAAACUGUAUGAGAAGAUCACCGUCGGUCCCGCGUACAUCAAGUGGCCGGACUUCCACCCCAACGCGAAAGACUUGAUCUUGAAGCUCAUGGAGGCUGACCCCUCAAAACGAUACGGCAACUUGCGCCACGGCGCGGGCGACGUGUUCGCGCACCGGUGGUUCUCCGAAGUCGACUGGGACAAACUCCGCAACCGCGAGAUUCAAGCGCCGUACCUUCCGAGGAUAAACGGCGACGGUGAUGCUAGCGCGUUCGAGCGGUACCCUGAGAUCGAUGCGUCGAUGCAGUACGGAGCCUUCGGUCCUGAUCCCUAUGGGGAUCAGUUCCCGGAUUUCGAAUAUACUGCCCCAUAGUUGUUAGGUGUAGUUAGAAUAGCAGUCAAGUGUGUGUAUACUUUUCGAAUGAACUGUGACUACAUUUCAAUGCAUGACUGUACAAGGAUUGACAUUACUAGACGAAAAUGAUAUAAUGUAAAAUGCA
Fomitopsis serialis is the source of this 1769-nucleotide messenger RNA. RefSeq names its product kinase-like domain-containing protein. Gene Ontology annotation, cellular component: nucleus; cAMP-dependent protein kinase complex. Gene Ontology annotation, molecular function: ATP binding; cAMP-dependent protein kinase activity. Gene Ontology annotation, biological process: peptidyl-serine phosphorylation. The coding region runs from base 248 to 1642 and encodes 464 amino acids. The transcript is spliced from 8 exons. NCBI's taxonomy places the organism in Eukaryota, Fungi, Basidiomycota, Agaricomycetes, Polyporales, Fomitopsidaceae. The record is from RefSeq and is a predicted model, not a curated record.